Messenger RNA from Podarcis lilfordi (Lilford's wall lizard), 18800 nucleotides. The record is from the annotation of a GenBank genome assembly. NCBI's taxonomy places the organism in Eukaryota, Metazoa, Chordata, Lepidosauria, Squamata, Lacertidae.
CCCAGAUCAGGUAAAAAACAGAAAGUUAUAGCCGCAAAUUCUUGAGCUGGCAGGAUACAAAAUUCUGUUUUACAAUUACUGUAUUUCUUUAGAUAAAGUUUUAGAGGAAGGUGAACAGUUCUAUUGGCUACCCAAUUUCCAGCUGGUGGAAUGAAACGCAACAAUAAAGGGUCGUUUUAGUUUUAUUUGUAUCCAAGUUUGCUGCAACCCCUCUAAAACACGUCCUCCUAACGAACGAGGGCUGAGAUCGCCAAGGCACGGGAAUGAACAAAGAAAAGGGAUCGUUCUCAUCGGCUCUUCAUUAAUAUCGUUAUUCCUUGCCCCAGUGGCCCACUGGGUGCAUUGCGCCGCCUGCGAGCCUUUUCCCACGAAGCUGAAAACCAAUAAAAGCAAUCUUGCGCCACAAUCCGAUACGAGCUUACAUGGAAGUAAGCCCCGCUGCGUUCAGUUAGCCUUACAGGCAGAAACACAUGCACCGGAAUGCAUCCCUAAGGCAUAUUUAAGGAAGGAAGGAAGGCAAGAGGCCAGACAGAAGUCAGGCUGUACUAAAAUAAAGAAAUAAUCAUCUUUCCACAUUUCGGAAUUAAAGAUGGGAGGACUUUAAACAAUAACAAUAUUUAAGGUGCAACAGAGAUUGGGGGAUGGGGGCAAGUCCGCAGUGUACUCUGCCACUGAUAUGUGUAGGUGCUUUUUGCUUUCUUUUUUGUUUAUUUAUCUCGCUACAAGGGCCUGGCCGGUUUGCAGUACAAUCCUAGUAUAGACGUCUACUCGGAAGCAAGCCCUCCUGAGCUCAAAGGCACUUUCUCCCAGGCAAGCGUAUAAAAAGGAAUGCAGCCUCUCGGAGCGCCAUAAGCGACCCUCUCAAGAUGGCGGCCGCGUCGGAGGCGGCCCUGACCUCCACAUGAUGGCAGCUGGAAGAGAGACGCCUGCUUGCCCCUACCAAGAUGGCGGUAAGCCCUUCCUCGCCGGAGAAGGUAUCACUUCCGGCUGGCGCUCCUCCGCUCCUCUUUGGCUAUGGCCGCAGCGGGUCUGUCAGACGCAGAGCUGCGGGCGGAGCUGCUGGCCCUCGGCUACCAGCCGGGGCCCAUUACCGAUUCCACCCGCAAGCUCUACGCCAAGAAACUCACCCGGCUGAGGGCCGAGGUGGCCGCUGGGCUGAGGAGCCGCGGCAGCGCCGCCCGGACACACCCUCAGGGCCCGAGCGGCCCCGCGAUGCCCAAGGCCGCGGCCGGGCCCAAGGCGGCUCCCCGGGGGCCCCGCGUCCCGGUUAGGAGGGAGGAGAGCGAGGAGGAGGAAGAGGAGGAGGAGGAGGAGGAAGAAGAAGGGAACGACUACGAGCCGCCUCGUCGGGAGGCGACGAGCGGGAGUCGAGGGCUGCUGCCUCAGAGCAAUGACUGGCGGGCAGACAGCGGGCUCGCCGCCGCCCGGAGGCCCCAGUUGACAGCUCGGGAGGGAGCGACGCCGAGCAGCCGCUGGGAGGAGGGCAGUAGCGGGUUGGCUUCGAGGAGAGCCCGGCUGGAGGCGGGAGAAGGCUUCGAGGCCCCUUACCAAAGGGAGGCGGCGGCGCCCAGGUUCACCUCCAGCCCUUCGUGGGGAGCAGCAUCCCCAGGAGGUGGAAUAGGGUUAAGUCCCAGCAAGUGGUGGGAAAAGGAGCAGAGCGUGAGCCCCAGCCUUUCCUGGAAGCCCCCCGUGGUGGGGGGCAGUGCUGCAGGCUUCAGUAACAGGGCCCAGCUAGAGGCCGAAAGGGGGGUCACCCCAAGCUCCUUCAGUAACAGGGCCCACCUAGAGGCCGAAAGGAGGGUCACCCCAAGCUCCUAUUUGGGGUCACUGACCCAAAGGAGCGAAGAGGGGCUGACCUACAGGUCCCCGUGGAGAGCGCAGAAGGAGGUUGGGCUCGCGCCCAGGAGUUUGAAAACACCGCCAUGGGGGGCAAGAGAGUUGAGUAGGGAGACACGCUGGGAUGGGACGCGCCAGCAUGUAGGCUUGAAACCCCAAGCUCAGGGCAUAAGGAGGAAAGGCAGAGGCCUAGAAUUUUAUCUCUCCUGGUUCCUGUGGCUGGCAACCAUAGGGCUGCUGGUCAUUUUCCUGGGCAUCCUUUGGGUGAAGAUGAUGGGACCUCCCCGACUGGAAGGGCCUGAGAAUUGUACGUGUGCGGGAUGUAACGCUGCUUUUCCUCUUCAACCCCGCUUCCAUCUCUUCUUCCUCUUACAGAUAGCCUCAUUUAGAGUUUUGUUGUUCCAGUCCCUUUUCUUUUCAGCUUGUUGCUUACAGAAACACAACUUGUAGAACUUUUUGUGGCAAAAGUUAGCAUCCGUUCCUUCAAAAGCUCAUAAUCAAUGUACAAAAAUGACUGAGGCUGCAUGCUCACUAUGUCUUCAAAGCACAUUUCCCCCCUCAAUGAAUUCUAGGCGCUGUAGUUUGUUAAGGGUUGCUAGGAAUUGUAACUCAAUGAUGGGUUAACUGCAGUACCCAGAAUCCUUUGAGGGAAAGAAUGUAGUUACAAUGCGCUUUAAAGUUAUAGUGUGUGCAUAGCCCAAGGAUGAAUACCUUUUCAAAUAACCAUUACAGGAAGUUUGUUCUGGCCCAGGUUCUAAGGAUAUGUUGUCAAAAGAAAGCUUUAUGAUGCCUUUCAGACUGGCUGCCUAGCAACUACUGAUCUUGAAAUGUUUAAUAGUUGCACACACCAGAGAGAUUAAGCAGAUGAAAGGGUUCUUUCUACCUUUUUGAAAAGGAUAGACUGAAUUCUCCUGAUGUAUCAAAUAAUAAUUCUCUUGUAUGACUUUAGAAUGACAAGUGGGAGGUGGACAUGGUUGUUACUAAUAGGAUGUUUCCUUCACUGUCUUAGACUACCACUCCAAAAAUCAUAACGGUUACUUCAGUAACUACAAAUUCAUGAUCAAUUGGACAGUUUUUCUGGUCACUUUGUUUUUGCAAAGCAUUGUGGGAAAAUGUGUAAAAGAUUCUUCCCACCCACUUGUAUUUUAAAAUCUGGUGAAAUUUUAUGUGGUAAUAUAUAUUGGCUGUUACCCUUAUGUUACAGAUUUAUGAUGAGGUAGUGGGAUGUUCUUACUCAUUCCAGAAAUCAGUCUAGCAUCCUUUCACCAGCAUUACAAAGUAACUUUUCCUACAGUAUGAUAGCAAAAUACUGUCUCAGUCAAGAUUUGUCUGCACUAUGUUUUAAUCCAUAAGUGUUCAAGAAGCUAAAUCACAUUUUCUGUUUAUAGUUACAUUCAGAAUCAAAACCCCAGAUACUCUGCAAAGUAAACAAAUGUGCUUAUUUUGACAUGAAUGCAGAAUAGUUAUUUCUCUUGUCUUGUUACUAUGUUAUGUAAAUCAUUUCCUUUUGAUGGGAAAUCUAUGGGUGCUUAACUUUGCAGUAAGUCCCAUUGAACAAAAUGGGGCACUUCCAAGGAACAUUAUUAGGUUCGUAUUUCAGGUUUAACAAAAUAAAAUGCUUAGAGAAUAAAUUCCAGAAGGGUAGCCAUGUCCAUCUUCUGUAACAAAACUAAGUAGGAUUUAAUCCGCAAAAGUUUAUGCCACAAUGAAUCUGUUAGUUUUGAAGAUGCUACAAGACUCGUUGUUUUUUUAAAAAAUAAAUCCUUAUUUCUUCUUGUUCAGUUAACCUAUUGCCCAUGGAUUGUGAAAGAACUAAAGAAGGUGUAAGUGUGAAUCUUCUUACUAUCUCCAAUGUUAAAUUUUGUUAAUAAGUACAAUGUACAGCUUACCUGUGACUGCUAUCAGCCCCAGUCAGUUUGGCCAAAGGCUAGAGAUGAUGAGGAGUUUGGUCCAACAAUAUCUGGAGGGCCACAGGCAGUGCUUUUUUUCUGGGGGGGAUGCAGAACCCUAAACAUUUUGUGAGUCUAAGUUUGGCCUCAUUGAGGGACAGUAUUUCAUUAAGAGUAGGAAAAUGAGAGUAUUCCUAAACAUUUUUUUUAGAAAAAAGCACUGGCCACAGAUCACUUAGUAUCUGUGUUGCUACAGAAGUAAGCUUCUGCUAUUUUCCAAGAGAAAUCUAAUGAUUUAUUGAUGUGCAAUUAACAUACAGCUUCUUAUAGAUUAGUAAUUCAGACCAUGUAAAUCUAAGCUGCUGCAAAUCUAAAUCCUUCUUAUCUUACAGAAAUAUUCGUUAGUCAGUUGUAACAAAAGUGAGACUGAUUUGUGACAAGGAUUUCAUCUGUAAAGCUACUUUUCAAUAACAAGCUUAAUAGAGCUAACAGCCUUUAAUCUCUCCUGAUGUGCGCAUGUAGUUGUAACUUUUUCUAUAACAUGUAGCUGAAUAAGACAAACCUUGUUAUACAAUAUAGUGCAUAUAAUUAAAAUGAAAGCCCUUGAUUUGUUUUUUGUACAUACGUAGAUUUAAGAUUAUUUAUCAUCAAACUUACUUAGAAUAUAAGAAUUUGAGAUCUGAGGGCUGUAUAGUUUUUGUACCCCCCCACCCCAAAAUCCAAUGUUACAGUGCACAUAAUCCACAGGAUGUGAUGGAUUUUAUUCUGAUAGUGACUGCAGUGAAGGGAACUGAUAUAUAAUGAGUCCACUCAUUCUCCCCAUCAUCAUACAAAAUGAUAUACCUUAGCAAUGACAUUGCAGAAAGAGAGAAUUAAACUUCUGGCAAGAAAUGAGGUCUUAUGAGUCCAUCCUUAGUUUUCAGUAGCUAAAUUAGAGCGCAUGAGAAAUGUUCUAUUUAAUAGUUAGUUGUAAUUUUUGUAGUUGGUUGAAUUAAAGAUCUGUUGAAUAAUUUUCUCUCUUAAUUUUUCAGUACUGUCAGGAAAAACAUGAAGAAAUGGUAAUGACCAUUCUGUAUGAACUAUACAAUUAUCUUGCAGUUCAAGCUGGUGAGUUCUUAUUUAUCUUUUUACCAAUCACUUUGUUCAAAGAAAAUAGGUGUAUACUAGCUAGGUAUUUUCAACCUUAAUUUGAAUUUAAAAGAGCGAGGACUGUUUUGUUUCCCUUCAAAGGCUGCAGAGGAAUGUAGGAAAAACAGCCUUUUUAAAUCUGAGCUGCAUUAUUAUUAAAACAAUGACCCCCUAGUAUGGCACUGAUGUUUUCACAUAGAUAAAAUGAGAUUUAGGGUCAUAUUCAACUAAUCCAUUGUGGUAGUGUGAGACCAUGAAAGGAUUCCCACUAGCGCAAUGGGAAUUCCCUCCUUUCCUCCCCCUGCACAUAGCUGUGCCAUUUCCAAAUCAGCUGCGGGAGGAUGGGGGAAAGCACAGUACAGAUUUGAUGAGAAGAGAGGGGGACAAGGUUCCAUCAAGUAAGGAAAAUCCUUAUGCUAACAUAACCUUAGCCUUUGCGCUAUGUCAAGCAUUUCAGUUCUCAGGUGUGCUUUCCUGAUGUGACCCCCACUCCAUGUCCAAAAUAAAGAUGCAGUUCACAAGUUAAGUUCAAGACCUUCUUCUAGCUUUCACAGAUAAACAGCGUAGUUCUAAAGGGCUGGCCAACACAAUCCAGCAAUUUCCAGAACACUGUUACAUUUAGCAGAUGACUAAUCAAAAUAUCCCAAAGGAUAUUGAUACACUUUUCCCUGUGAAAGCCAUGGUUGUGUGCUGAUGGUGAGCUCAUCCUUCACCUAUCUCAUCCUGGAUAUAUGGAACGUUUCCAGGAAUGAGUUCCCUGAUCACAGCAAUGUAUAUGCCCCCUUUCCACCAGGCUGGCCCAUUUUAUAUCAUUAAGCGUUACGUUUCUCUGUGUGUAUCCCAGUCUGCAUUGCAGAACUGAACUGUGUCUGGAAAAACCUUUGGAGGUCACUACUAGGCAGCAUUUCUUUAACGCCAACAAGGUCCUAGAUGCAGUAAUCCUUUGCACACAUUGAACACAGUGGGACUUUCAAAUCAGAAUGCAAAAGAUUGCACUGUUAAAUAACUUCUUGCGUAGUUUUCAAGAUAGUUUGUAUCUUGAACAUUAAUUUUUUUUGCAGCUGUCAACACAACAGACAUUUUAAUAGCUGGCCCAAACUACUGUGUGGGCAGUGGAUGGUAGGGAUUUUAUGCCACUGUUUCAUAUAGUAGGCUUGUUUCCUGAAUUUCAGUGGUUCUUAAGCUUUGUUGAAAUUAAUUUGUUUGUUCUUUGUACAUCACAUUUUCUUACCUUGUGGCCACUCUGCAAGGAAGGAUACUUAAAAGUCUUUUGAACUAAAAAUCAAUGGCUGGUUAUGUUCUUUAUAACCACAGUGCUGAACAUUCACAGUGGGGGGUGGUGCAUAAACUGCUUGCACUCCUGAAGAAUUCGGCUGCUUUUCAGUUCAGAUUUUGAAGUUUAAGUUUAAAAUUGGGUUGUUUCAUCAGCGUGUGGUGGAAAUAUCAAAGCGUUCUUGAUGGCUUCAUGGCCUUGCAGAUGAGAAACCAGUUUUCAAAAGAAAACUGGCACUGGACAACUGCUUAACUGUCAGGCUGUAUCUUAGAGUGUCUGUUACGAUAGGCAGCAAUCCCGUCUCACUCCCCUCUUGUGUUUAUUAUGAAAGUUGUAGUAGUAGUAUGCCACCCUUCUUCCAAAGAUCACAGGGCAGUCACAACAAAAUGGCAACAACAAAAUGAGAAAACAAAAUACAUAAUAAAAACAAGAACAAAGCUUUAGCCCUCCUCCCACAAGCACAUUUUAAGGGCCAUAGAAUGUUAAUCAGCCAAAGGCCUGGUUAUAGAGAAAUGUUUUUGCCUGGCACCUAAAGAUUUGUAAUGAAGGCAUCAGGGGAACCACAGAACAUAACCUGACCAAAAGCUAAGUGGCAGGCCCACCCUAAAACUUUUUCAGCAUUGGAAGCCGGUCAACGUGUAACAUCCCUGAUCCCAUCCCGAAUGUGAAUCAUAAUGAAAGCAUUUUUUUUAAGGGGAAUGUGGGGGUGUCCUCAGACAUGUUAUAAAUCUUAGUAUAAUUCAGUAAAUUUUUCAGGCACUGUUUAAUAGUAUCCUAUUAGCCCAAAGCAUUAGGCAAGGUACAGUUACACAAAGGAGGGACACAUACAUGCAUUUCUUCAAAGGUAUGAGUUGCUCGCAUGGAAUAAAUGUGAGGUUUGAUUGCCUUAUGCUAGCGUGUAUACAGCACUGCAAAUUUUAUUAAGUCAUAAAACUAAACCAGGUCUAUAUUCUGUAAAAACAUUUUGGCUAGCAUUAAAAGUGCUUUAAAAAGGAACUUAGCUCAGUGCUUCUGUACUAUUUGGCAAGUUUCAUGAUUUCCAUGUCAAUAAUUUUUUCUGUCCCACCACCACCAGGCAACUUUGAGUGUGGAAACCCUGAUAACCUAGAAAGUAAAUGCAUUCCAGUUAGUGUGGCAAAGGAAUAUAUAGAGGUAAGCAAGGUCCUGACAUUUUUCUAUUAUGGUAUAUAUUUGUAUCUGCUAUUUAGUGCAUUAAAACGACCUUCUAUUUUAUUUUUUCCCUUCAGUAAUUCUGUUAUUAUUAUUUUGGCUGUUACUUGGUUGGCAUUUUUUUAUUUUGGGUUGUUGCGUUGGAAAACCUAAAUAAUAUGACUGCUGAAACUUGCAGUUUCUUUUUCCAUUUGAGAAACCAAAAUCUUCCAGCAUUUUAAAGUCGUUGCUUACAAAGCAGUAGUAAACACAUUGCUUUCCUCUUUUCUUUUUUGUACCUCUCUAUAGAAAAGGAUUGUUAGUAUACUAUAGUUAUGCACACCUAUGGAGUGCAUCAAAUAUGAUCAUAAAAUUAUAGUCUUAGCUACUUGGAAAACUGAAUAGAAUCCUAACACUCAUUUUAAUGUAUUUAAAGUGUUGCUAAACUAAUUGUGCUAUAAAUAGGAGACUGCCUGGGUGGGUGCCCUAUGUAUAUUUUCUCAAAUUCCGUGGAAAAGCAGAUGGAAUAUAAAUAUAAUAAAUUAAAUAAUAUGGAAAGAAUGUAUUUACAGAAAAGUCUCACUGCUAGCUGAAUGCAGAAUUUAAAUCUUGGGGCCCACUUCCUUACAGAAUGUGACUGCCUACAGUGCACAAAGGUUUGCGGAUGCUUUGCAGCGGUUACUGGACAAUCACAGAGACUCGGGCAUAUGGUAAGUUCAUUGGAAUGACCUGUGUUAAAUUUAUCUCCAUAUCUGUUCACUAUCCCAUGAGAUUCAGUGGAGAUGUGACUCAGGGAACCAUAAGUGACUGUUUAAAAAACAAGCAGUGUAAGACUUUCCCUAGGAAGACCCCCAGGCUUCUAGAACCAGCUAACUACAAGUGUUCUUCUAAGCCUGGCACUGUAAGAUGUUUUUAUUUAGAUUUGCAUUUGAUCUGCAGAAUUUGAUACCCACCAAGUUGCCCACCUGUGGUUUGGUAAUUCACCUCCUUAUGCUUUCUGCCUGAGAUUGCCAAAACAUGGGUCGACGGGCAUCUGGAAGGUCAUAGUUGCUAGCUGUGCAGCUCCAUAACGCUCAAAGAAAUGAAAGGCUGGAUUUAUAAAGGUGCAGUUGUACCAGGGCCCAAUGCCUGCAAGGGGGCUUGGACUGAGCUUCCUUUCUCUCCUGCUCCUCCUCCUCCUCCUCCUCCUCUUCAGUGUCCCCCUACAUCUUAUAAAGCAAAAUUUGCAAACACCCUUUUAAGCAAUUUCUGAGAGAUAAGCCAGCCUGGCUACUCCCAAUUUUCAGUGUUUGUAGUCUGUGAAUGAAGUCAGAACUGUGAUGAGUGAGUUAUUUGGACAACAUAGUACAGGAAUCCCUGCAGUUCUAAAGAGCUGCUUUUCUCCUCUCCCCGUUAGAGUGUGCUUCCUUUCCUGCUUCUGUCCUUGGGAUUUCUAUAGUUUCUUUCCAUUCUAUUCUGUUCCUUUUUAAAAUGAAAGAAAACCGAUCUGCUCUCCACAAUCCCCCACCCCCAGUGGCUAUAGGUAGUGUUCGAAACUCCCAUUGUUCUAGGCGCAUUUUGCGACAAGCAGUUUCAUUAGUGCAAGCAGUUUCUGAGCUCUGGGCGCAGUACUGCACCUAAAAUUUCUGAUUAAAACUGCAGAGUGGAAGGAGGACUUUUUCUGCCUCCCCACUUCGAGCUACUCUGAAGGCUGGAGAUGAGACCCUCUUAAAAAUAUUAGGGGAUGGGCAGGGAAAGGACUAGACCAUCUUAAAAAUGAACAUAAUAUUUUAGCAGCAGUUAAUUCAUUUUCAGCUUUGUAUUCUUGUUAUAAAAGAAGUGUGCCUAGACAUAACCUAGGUUUAAGAUGCCAUUUAGCUCCUAGCUUUCAUCUCUCAGUUUCUAACACUGGCUAUAGGUCUAAAAUAACUCCUUAGGAAUAAAUCUAUUGUGCACUCUAACCUGGGAGCAAUAACAGCUGAACACGAGUGGAAUAGUGCAUCUAAAGCUUCCAACCAUCUGCCCAGGUUAGUAUUGGUUGAAGGCUUGGAGGUACCAGUAUAUUUAAGUGGGAGUGGGCAGAAAAAUCUGGCCCUUUUGUAGUACAAAGGUGCAUCGCUCUGGUUAAAGGAACCAAAAGUUGAUACCUAUGAUAAAAGCACCAAGUCCCCUUUUGUAGCCAUUUAAUGCCUCCUCCUGUAUCUCCACAACAGGCAUGCGAAACAGGUUUCACUGACUGACCCAGGUUAGGAAGUGAGCAAAACCUAUGAGAUUUGAGUAUAAAAUAUGAAAACGUGUGUGUAUUCAUUUUGUUGGUUGUCAAAAUUUUCGUGUUUUGCUGAGAGCUGUAAAACUGCACAUGCUCAGAGUAUUUAUUUGAUAGUCCAUGAAAGUAAUAAUAAAUUUGUGAGUCUUUAAGAAAUAUCUUGACAUAUUUUCUGGUGCUCUAUUUCAUGCAUUCCUUUUGGGAGGAGUGGGGGGGCCUGUUUGGUGAACUUCACCAGCCCUCCAACUGCCUUAAUGUGGCCUUGAUGAUGUGUGCAGGCCUGACUUGUAAUGCUUGGCUGUUACACUUUAUUUCCUUUUAAUUGGGGAAACUAGUGUUGUGCAAUGAAGGGGACUUCCUGGUUCAAAUCUCACAUCUCCUUAGGACAGUUGCUCUCACAUUCAUACCUGUAAUAUGGAGAUGAUAACAGCCUACCCUACAGGGGGAAGGUAGGGGAAGUCCCACUGCACACUCAGAAAUCCUUGUGCUGACAGGACGCUUAUUUAGCGCUGCUCUGGAUAUAACUCAGUACAUAGACUGGCUGUCAUUUCUCAAUCUGAAACCUCAUUGGAUCAUAUGAGGUAAGCAAUAUUUUGGCACAUCAUAACUGAGAAACCUGAGACUCUCUCCCUGCUAAUACUAGGGUGUUGCUUGAAAUACCAACAGUUCAGAAUGCAGUGAUCUCUCAGUUAUGGAACAAGGGUACACCGUGCCAUUUCUGGUCUUUCAGGUGGACUGUAAAACUGAUUCCAGUCCUCUGAAAUUUAUUAAUUUUAUUUUGUUUUACGAGAUUGAUACUGAAUACCAUGUACUUUAUGCAGGUGGUUGAAAUAUGAGCUUGGUUGUGCUGGCCUAGCUUUCAUGUGGUUUAAAUUCAGGAGAUUCACGGAGCAUUUGUUCUCGUUCUCUUGUGCUCAAAGUAAAUGUAGUUAUAUUAAAGGGAAGUUUUAUGCUCUUUAAGGCAUCUAUAACACACAAAAUUUGGAUGAUCUUGGUCACAUCUUCAGAGUAGCUAACUUGCUCACUGGCAUAAAGGGCAAUAUCCUUGCUGUCUUCAGUUGGUUCUGGAAGAACAGAAUAAGCUUUUUUCCAGCAGAUGAGUUUGUUUAUUUGUAAAUGGUGGCUGCAGACUGUGUCUGGAGAGCAAACAUCACCCUGUGCAAAUCAUUUCAGCUCUUUGAAAAAUCAUGCCAUCUCUCUGAGUGCCUAUUAUAUAUUUAUAAGGACUUCCUUGCCUGUCUCGUCCCGAUAUUAUAGAUUACUCUCUUGAACUGUGAGGGAGAUAUCAAGAGCCACUUGCUGCCGGCAGGGAGCCCAUAUAAAUAUAUUUUCAAACUCUCUAAUACAGAUGUGCUAUUUGAAAACACAAUUAUUUUGGUGAGCAGGAAAGGAUGGAUAAUAGCAAUUUGAAAUGCAUUCCUUUGCAGUUACCAGGGAUUCACGCCAGCUAGUGUGCUAAGAUUAUUCCGUCUCCACUCAUCUUAGUUAUUUCUGUGUGGUGUAGAAUUCUUUAUUUGAGAUUCUCCAUUUGAAAUCCUGCCUACAAAAGUUACUGUUGAAAUUCCCAUAGGCCUCAAAUGCCUUACUGUUUCUCAUGAAGCUUUUAGUCAUGUCUCAGUUCAGUUUUUUUGGUAGGGUUAGCCUGUUAGGACCCUGUUUUCACAACAGAUUUUAAAUCUGUUCAGCCACUGUGGCUUCAGUCUAACCAAAGAUAUUGGGAAAGAUUGUUUUAAAUUAGCCCUUUCAGCCUUUCACAGAAGUCCCGGCACACUUAUAAGCAUGAUGUAGUGGUUAGAGCGUUGGGCUCAGACUUGGGGUAUCAGGGUUCAAAUCACCAAUAGGCCGUGAAACUUGCUGGGUGACCUUGGGCUGGUCACUGCUUCUCAACCUCACAGAGUUGUUGUGAGGAUGAAAUGGGUAGGGGGAGAAUCAAGUAUUCUAUUUUGAGUUCCUUGGAGGAAAGGUAGGAUAUAAAAAUAAUAAGAAAAUAAAUAAAUAACUAUAAUUCCUCGAGUUCGUUGGGGGGAGCCAUUGUUGUUAAAAUGGUAUCAGAUUCAAUCUUUUAUCAAGGCAGAAUGAUAGAAGAGUAAAACAAUUUGCCUGUAUAUGUGUCCCUUUAGAAGCCGGUGAGAUUAGUGCACAAAUUUGCAUAGAAUGCCAGGUACCAAAUUUUAAUUAUUUUAGUAUGGAAUACAGUUCUGAGUAAUGCUUUGAAGGUGAUCCCAAAAGUACAGUCUUGCUGUGUUUUCAUGUAAGUUGGUAGAUGCCAAUGCCUCAGUUCAGUAGUGUUUAUUAGAUUUCAGACAUAAUUUUGAGGCCUUCUUAACUCUCUCACUGCUGUAGAAUAAUUCAACAAGCCCGAGGCUGUGAGCAACAACAAAAUACUCUCCUCCCCUAAUCUCAUUAUCUAAAACUCUGCUGUAACCUAAUGUUCGAAAACGUGUUCCAUUUUUCCAUUCUUUGUAUAGGAAGACUCCACACUGCUAAACACUGUUCCCUUAGGGACAUGCUUAGAAUUGCUGGUGGGAUGGAAUUCAGUGCUUUCUAAUUAAGAUUUUCUUCACUGUUACAAGUCAUAGCCUGGAAGCGUAAAAUACACUCCCCAGUUUUGUAUUCACCAUAAUUAAGAGUUUCAUCAACACUUGAGCAAAUGGAUCCUGUUCUGGCAGCUCAAUAUGAAACUCAAUAAGAAUGUACAGCAUACUAAAGACCUGCUGCAGGCUUUCCAACAAAUGUUGUGCGAACUUAUUUGACACUGUUCUGUUAAGAGCAGAACCAAAUAAGACAGCUGUGCUUGGAAACCCUGCUGCAUAUUUUAAGAUCUUUCAGAAACUUGGGAUCCAAAUAAUCCAUGGGGAUGGGUAAAAAGUUGAGUGUGAUGCAGCAUGUCAGGAGCUUAUGUGCACUGCUCAGCAGUGUUUCUUGGCCAACUGAUUUGGACUAUCUGUAUGAUGAGCUAUUAAUUGCAACCCUGGUGUGACAUCAGUUAGCUGCCAAAAAUGUGAUCACCUGGAUUUUUUUUAUAUACACUGAUUGAAAAGGCCUGGAGACUGGGAAUUCUACAGCAGGGCUCUUCCAGAUUUCCUUUAGUGAGCCUGCAGAGACUAGAGUCAGAGUGCGGUAAUUGCUGUACUUCUUCCAUCUUUCUGUUUUGCGGUAAUUCCUUUAUCUGCCUUCAACUGCUGAAAGAGGUUUUCACAGGCAUUUUACCAGCAUGUACUAGGGCUGGGCAAUAUCAGCUUUUCAACAUUGCAGUGUAUCACCAGCCAAACACUGUGGUUUGGCGAUAUACCAUAGUGUUGAAAAAACAAGAUGCAUUGGUCUCUGCGUGCAAGACACCAGGUGAAACUGCCCCAGCUCUCACCUCGAGUUGCACCCAGGCUCACAGGGUGGGACAAUUUAGCUUGUUUGCGCCACUCAGCUGGGAGGAUGAAAGGUCCCCCUCCCAGCUGAGACAGACCCAGUGCUCUUGCCACUCGCACACAAGCAACAGAAGCAUCGGGGCUGCUUUGCGCAGCUCAGCUGGGGGGAGUGAACGCUGAGAUUGCCCUGUGCUCUUGCACAGGCAGAGCAUUGGGGCUCCUUUAACUGCAGCAAGCACAUUCCCCUCAGCUGAACAUUCACAGAACCCCCACCCUGUUGCAGGCUUGUGUGAGCCAGGGCUGGGCUAGGGGCUUCUUUAACUGCGGCAAGGGCAGCUGCACACUCCUCAGUCAAACAGUUUAAAGAUGCAGAGGGAGGAGUAAGCUGUAUCGGGGCCCGUCGGCAGAGUAGAAUGGCAAUUUCACUCAGUGAUAUAUCAUUGAGGAAACCACCACCGCUCCUGAGUUCCUCUGCUAGUGGAUGCUGCUAGCAGUGGGACUCAGGAGCGGUGGCGGUUUCACCAGUGAUAUACCGCUGAGUGAAACUGAUGUCACGGUCUGCUCCACAUACCGGUCCUGGGUGAUAAAUUGAUAUAUCACCCAGGCCUAGCAUGUACAGACUCUUAAAUUCUAUAUUCACACAUUCUGCUGUCAUGCAAGUCCAUUUACUCAACUGCAUGGUUUGAAUGCACUCCAUGCCCAGUUGCCAAAUAUCCUGAGUCAAUCAUCUCUUGCAUUGAGACUCUCUUAUCACUGUUUACUCUGCUGGGUCCAUGGGAAGCCAAGUUCCUGUAAAGCCCCUCUGGUAUCUGAGGAAGUGUGCAUUCACACGAAACCUCAUACCAAUAACUAACUAAGUUGGUCUCUAAGGAGCUACUGGAAAGAAUUUAUUUUAUUUGUUUCGUAUUGUUUCUCCUCUGGCACAGUUAGCCAAACUAUCUUUUUGUGGGGAUUAGGAGCUGGAAUUAUCCUAGUGGCCAUUUCCAGGGUUUUCUCAUUUUGCAGGAUGAGGUUUUUCCUUAUUGCAGAUUUUGCACAGAAUAAAUUUGGUGUGCAUAUAAUUGUAGGCUUUCCCCUCAUCCUUUUCCAAAGACGCACCAACAUUUAAUGCAGGUGAACUUAACAUUUUUCCCAACAAAAUUAACUGCUGGAAUUUGUUUCAAGGAAAAUAGACUCAACAUUCAUGCACACUUUCACUUGAUCUCUGUGCAGUCACUGGAGGAGGGAAUCCAGUUUAAAAGUUUAAUCUCCUGUAUACUGUACUAAGAGGUGCUGUCAGAAGAAACAAAAAUACUAUAGAAGAGGACUACUUUGCUACUGUGCUAUCUUUGUUUGCUCUCCUCUCAUAUCCUCAUCAAUCUGCUGUUAAUGAGCCACUGCUAGAAUAUUCUGAGAAGGUUGGGAGCAAAAAACUAAGGAGUGUGAUGGAGAGGAUAGCAUGUUUAUAAUAAAUAUGGACCAUCAACUUCUUUGCAUUGUUCAGUCAAGGAAUCUUUCUGCUUCAUCCUUUCAGGUUACAAGGCGAUGAGAGUUCCGAAACAGUUACCGCAGUGAGCCAAGUGGUUUGUCUCGAAUCCACCCGUCCCCGAAUGGGCUUAGGCUGCCGUUUCCGCCGGGCACUGAAUACAGCAAUUACUAACCUAUUUAUAUUCUUUUGGAGUAAGUUUUCCCCUACUUUAUCUGUGACAGCCAAGAUCUCCCAACAGUCUUAUACAGUGUGAGAUUCUAGAAGGUUGAGGGAAUAAUGAAUGAAAUUGCUGAAUAUUUAAUCUUGGGCCUAACAGCAAGAAGCAGUCUUGAGACUGGCUCAUGCACUGUGGGUGUUUGCCAUUUCAUGAAAAUCAUCCCGUGAAGGUCUCUCUGUGUGCACCACAACUUCAUGCAUUUGUGCUCUGGCAUUUACCCCAGUGAAUUCUGCCCUCCUCCUCACAAGGCACUAUUAAUACCCUGCUUCCUUAACAGUCGCAGUAUUAUUCUUAGUCAUGCAUUGCUGACUAAACACAGAUCAUGCACACACAUUAGGUGAGAUCCAAAGUAGUGUGGUUAGGCGUACAUUCGAGCAGCAGGGUUUCUGCUUCCUCUUUUUCUCCUGCAGCCAUCUGUUCUCCCCCUCAAACCUCCAGAAGGUUCCCCCUCCCCCCGGAAAUUUUGGAAGCUGCAUGAAGAAGAAGCAAAACCUGGGACCCCACUGUGCAAGAGGAUUUUCGUUACACAAAUGGGCAGACCUCAUUGGGUGUCUCCUGUUGUAUGGGGAAUACCCUGCAAAGAAUGUGCAUGUGAAUGAUAUAAAUGGGAACAGGAUUUAAGAGGAAAAUACCAGUAGUCAGCCUUUACGCAGCUAGUGUGUUAUAGUGGAUGUUGUUUGGAUUUAGACUUGGGAAGGGGAGACAAGGUUUCAAAUUCCCACUCAGUCAUAAAGUUUGCUUGGGCCAGUCACUAUGAAUUGUCAGGAUAAAAUGGGAUAGCUCUGAAUUUCUUUGCUGAAAAAGUGAAAUACUGUGAUGAUCUGCCAAGCUGGUGAAAACAAUGUGUUAUUUUGCCAUACUUGUAGCUCAAUCCUUCACUGAAGUCUUAAUAGUAAUUUAACUUUGUUUGCCGAAGCAUAGAGAUACCCCGGGAGCUAGCAAAGCUAGUCUGAUUUUAUUUUGUUUUUAAUCUACAAAGAUUUCAAAUGGUGUUCAGGCUUUAUUGGGUCUCCAAGUGAAGAAAGUCUCAUAGCUAUGUAGCACCUUCCAACAAACACGUCUCUACAUAAUGGCUAUAUGCUGGGUGCAUGGAUGGGAUCUUAAGGAUUGCAAUGAAAUAUUUCAGGCUAGCUCAUGUGUAUUCGGGAGAUUUCAUCUCUGUGCUUCCUUCCUCACAGGUUUAGCUUUCCUUUGGGGGAUUCUGAUUCUUCUAAAGUAUUACUGGCGGAAAAGGGAAGAAGAGGAACGGGACAUGUAUAAAAUGGUGCAGAAAAUCAUAGGUAGCAUUCACCUGCUAGUCAAAUUAUAGGUAAAAUUCUCUCAAUUUCAUCAGUUUGCUUAUUUGCCUGACUGCAUGCAUUGUUCUCUCAACAGCUGCCGUCCAAGGUCACUACAAAGAAUGGGAGCAGAAUCUGGAACGGUACCCAUAUGUAGGCAUCCUUCACAUCAGAGACACACUCAUCCCACCACAAGACAGGUGAGUUUUUCUUUGACUUUAUUAAUGGUCCUGAUUAAGUUACCGUGUAGAUGUGGGAUCAUUCUUCCAAAAAGGUGGCUAACCAGUUGUCCCUGAGAAGCAGGCUGAGGAAGCAAGUAUCCCCUCAUAUUUGUCACCAAUAUUUGGAAUGCCUAAGAACUAUUUUCCUCCAAAUAUAGAUAAUAGCCACUGAUAGGACUAGUCCUUCAGGGAUGUGCCUGAUCAUUUCAAGCCAUCUACGCCCGGGAACACGAUAACCUGCAGCAAUGAGUUCUAUAAGUUGAUUGUUCAUGAGUCAAAUGAAUAUUUCCUUCUGCUUGGCCUGAUGCUUUUGCAGAUGAUGUCUUUUGAGUUCCAGUAUUUAGAGAGAGAGAGAGAUGGACAAUGACGUGGAAAGUUGGAAAGGGGCCUUUUCCCCCCUUUUGUACCUUCAAAUGUUGGCUGCUACAGAAAUGAUCCUUGGUUGAUCGUGCUCUAAGCAUUAGAUUAGACCACCAUUUUCCUGCAUUGCACAAAUGCUCAGCUUUGGUUACAGUGCUCUUUUUUUAUCCCCAGGAAAAAAAUGAAGCGGGUUUGGGACCGAGCAGUGGACUUCCUCGCUUCAAAUGAGUCACGUAUUCAGACUGAGUCGCACAGGGUGGCAGGAGAAGAUAUGCUGGUGUGGCGUUGGACGCAGCCUUCUUACCUCUCUGAUUCAGAUCAUUAGCUCUGAUCAGAGGCCAAGCCAUUGGUUUAACACUGUGCAGGGCAAUGUGCCCUCUUCUAGCUAGGGAAUGUCCUGUUGCCCAUACUCAGGUGAACCCCUGAUACUACUGUACAUGUGUGUGAGAGCUGUAGAAUGACUCCUUGGGGGUGAUCAUUUUCUGUAAGGAAUAUAAAUGUUGAAAUGCAGGUGCACACCAAAGUUACUCUCAUGGCAUAUAUUUGGCUUCCAUAACAUAACAAUUAGAAAAGAAGAAAAAGGAUUCCUUCCCUAAUUGAAAGAUGCCAUUGAUAGUUUUGCUUUGGUAUUAGGGAAGCCUGUAUCUGACCAUCUACUCAGAAUGUCGGUGCUAAGACCACUAAAAGAUGCUUCGUAAAGGUGUUCAUUACAGAAGCACUGUGGAUAAGAGUGGACAACAAAUAUGCGAGGUAUAUUUGUUCUUAGAAACUGAUCAGGAGUAAUCUGCUGGCAUUGUUUAUUGGGUGAUGGGUGGGACUGAGAGGGCCAGGUCUUGAACCUUUGGAGGCAAGGUGGGAGGGGCUUAAAGCUUUUUUCCUUAGGCAGUGGUAGGUGAGCACAUUUUCUUACGAGAGCAGUAGAAAGCAUUCAGUCUUAAAAUGGCUUGGUGGGGAGCACCGGAAAGCAACAGCUGUGCUUUUGGGUCGUGUGCCAUACUAGAGAGCAGAUGGGGCACCAACAGUCUUUGGUACAGAAUCAACUCCUCACAAAUCAAGUGUUUACAGGAUUGCCCAAGGAGUGGAAAUCUUUUAUUCAGCCAAUAUAGUAACAUGUUUUGCGCAUAUAGCACCUUAGUUGGUCCAAGUUCAUGCUGGUUUGUUUGUGAGGGGGAGAAACGCACCAAAAUUGCCAUGCACCUCUUCAGUGACGUCAUAAAGUCCGAGGCUCUGGCAUGAUGGCACGUCAUUCCAUUAUUGGUUCAGGGCAUCCACCUAACUCGUUAUGAACUUCACCUCUGUCCGGUGGAUAUAGCAAGUUGCAUAUGAAUUUGGAAUGAAGUGUGCACAUUUGAGCCUCCCUAAGUAAAAUGAGCUGAGCCUUUAUGGUAUCUUUUAUGACAUGUUUUGUUUCAACUGGCAUAUUUAUUUGCAAGUGGGUGGUAGCCUGAACUUGGAGUUUGCCCUUUUACUCCCCCUGCUGGCUGAGCUGAAAAACUGACGGAUUGGAAUUUUCACCUAGGUGCCCUUCGAGGCUGUUUUAGCAGCAUGCAGCAAUUCAUUAUGUGCCUCCUGCUGAUUCAUCAGUGCUGAAAUCAGUGCAAAGAAAAGCAGCCUCCAAAAACAAAGCACCAGGAGGUCUUAUUGGUUAAGUAGAAGAAAAUCUUGCAUUCAUUUGAAUUUUAUCCCCACAUGUUGCCAUCUGUAGCGUAGGUGGUGUCUUAGAGCAAAAGAGAUGUAACAGAUGUCUCCGUGACAUUAGCCAUCCUUUUUUUUUUACACACAAACACUCCCCUUAUACUUUUGAAGCAGAUAAUCAAAUUAUUGCUUGUAAUGUAUUCUUAAUUUCUGCUGAUGUUUGCAAAAAAUUCCACAGUGCCUGCAUUCUUAGGGCUUUAAAAGAAACAUUUGUGGGUAUUUUUUACCAUCAGACUCUCAAGAGGAAAUGCCAAACAAUAUUAUGUACAGUUGACCAAGCUGUUCAUUUAUUUUUAUGUAGGUGCUAUUUAUUAUACAUUUUGUCUCUGUCCAUUUUAUCUUGCAAAAUAAAAAUUUGCUACAAAUGGGACUGACUGGUAUUGGUAACUAGUACCAUCUCCUGACAAGGCGGAUGUAGGCAGUUUGAUUCCCUGGAUAUUUAAUGCUGAAAGCACUCCUGAACUGAACUUCAUCUGAUUAUAUUGGGUUGCAAUGAGUUAUAGACAGCACUGGACAAGCACAGUGGUACUUGUAAAAACUAAGGCCUUAGAGUGAGGUCUCGUCAUCCCUGACCAUUGGCCAUGCUGGCUAGGGCCGAUGAGAGCCUGAUUCCAACCACAUCUGGAGGGUACUACACUGGCCUGCAAAUAACCAAAGCUAAACUCCAGCCUUCAGAAACA